AUGGCCAACUCAAAGUACGAGUAUGUUAAGUCCUUCGAGCAGCCCGAUGUGCUCCUACCAAACACCUGGAUCGUGGUGCGAAUCGAUGGGAGGGGCUUUCACAAGUUCUCCAAUAAGUAUGGCUUCGAAAAGCCAAACGACCGUCGAGCAAUCGAUCUCAUGAAUGCGGCUGCUAAGGCUGUUAUGACCGAGUUGCCAGACAUAGUAAUUGCCUAUGGCAUCAGCGACGAGUACAGCUUCGUUUUUCACAAAUCAUGCACUCUGUUCGACAGGCGGUCAAGCAAGCUUGUGACGACCAUAGUUUCGACCUUCACGGCGUACUAUGUUCAUCUCUGGUCUCAGUUCUUUCCCGGUGUACCGCUAUCACCCCCGCUCCCGAGUUUUGAUGGGAGAGCAGUUCAGUAUCCUAGUGUGCAGAAUUUGAGAGACUACAUGAGUUGGAGGCAGGUCGACUGCCACAUUAAUAAUCUCUAUAAUACGACCUUCUGGGCACUGAUACAGAUUGGUGGUAUGGAUGCAAAGAGUGCUGAAAAGGAGCUCGCAGGUUCGCUGUCAGCGGACAAGAAUGAGAUAUUGUUCUCUAGGUUCAAGAUCAAUUAUAACAACGAGCCGGAAAUUUAUAAGAAAGGGAGCGUUAUCUUCAGGGAUUACGAGCUAGUGGAGCCUGGAACAGCUGGUGAGGCUAUCGAAGACGAUGGGGCAAAGACUACGGAGCAGAUAAAACUCUCGAAAACUCAAGAAGAAAAUGAUAAAAAAAGGAGAGCCAAAGCACGGAUCACGGUACAGCACCUGGAUGUCAUCAAGGAUGAGUUUUGGGAGAGGAGACCGUGGCUACUGUCAAAUAGGCCUGGAAAGAUACCCAAGGAGCCAUGA
Messenger RNA from Amorphotheca resinae ATCC 22711, 873 nucleotides. RefSeq lists its product as hypothetical. Lineage: Eukaryota; Fungi; Ascomycota; Leotiomycetes; Helotiales; Amorphothecaceae. Bases 1 to 873 code for a protein of 290 amino acids. Gene Ontology annotation, biological process: tRNA modification. Gene Ontology annotation, molecular function: tRNA guanylyltransferase activity; magnesium ion binding. The record is from RefSeq and is a predicted model, not a curated record. The transcript has 8 exons.